AUGGACGACACCGACACCAGCAUGGGCGAGCUGAAUCCUGGGGUCUCACUUCGAAUGGGUCCCGUUGACGAGAUGGAAGUCGACCCACCUGCUACCAAUGGCAACGGCACCAAACGCAAGUCAUCUAUGAACGGCAAGAGCUACAAGGAUGCGACUGAAUCCGAAGAUGACGACGAUGUCCCAUUGACCAAGCGCAGAAGGACAUCCAAGAAGGCUGCUUCCGAUUCCGAAGACGAACCUCUCGCCAAAAAGACUGGUCGCAAGCCUCCAAAGGUUACCGCACAACAAAUCGGCGAAGACGACGACGACUCCGAUGUGCCACUCACGAAAAAGCUCGCCAAGGAAAAGGCCGACAUUGAGAAGAAGGCAGCGACACAAGCCAAGGCCAUCCGCGCAAAGAAGACCGUAAAGGCCGAAGAACCUGAAGACAGCGACGACGUUCCUCUCAAGAAAGCUAAAGCUGCUCCAAAGAAGAAGACCAACGGUGUCAAGAAGGAGGAGUCUUCUGACGAUGACAAGCCACUCAAGAAGGCACCUGCAAAGCGUGCAGCUACCAAGUCACAGAGCGCCACCCCAGCUGCUUCCGCAAAGAAGGGCAAGAAAGCUGCAAAGGAGGAAAGCCCAGAGGACAAGGAAGACGUCGAAGAUGGAGAGGAGGAGUAUAAAUGGUGGGAAGACACCGCCAAGGGCGAUGGCACUAAGAAAUGGACCACUCUGGAACACAAUGGUGUCGUCUUCCCUCCGGAAUACGAGCCACUCCCGAAGAACGUCAGAAUGCGCUAUGAUGGCGUACCAGUGUCACUGCAUCCCGAGGCCGAGGAAGUCGCUACUUUCUUUGGCAGCAUGCUCAACUCGACUCACAACGUUGAAAACCCGACUUUCAUCAAGAACUUCUUCACCGAUUUCAAAAAAUACCUCGACGACACUGGCCAUGGAACAAACGACAAAGGAGAGAAAGUCAAGAUCUUGAAGUUCGAGAAGUGUGACUUCAAGCCUAUCUUCGAGCAUUUCGAAGCCGAGCGCGCGAAGAAGAAGGCCAUGACUGCUGCAGAGAAGAAGGAACUCAAGGCCAUCAAGGACAAAGCCGAAGAGCCCUAUAUGUACUGUCUCUGGGAUGGCCGCAAACAGAAGGUUGGCAACUUCCGUGUUGAACCUCCUGGUCUCUUCCGUGGACGUGGUGAGCACCCCAAGACUGGCAAAGUCAAGACUCGCGUCAAGCCGAACCAGGUUACUAUCAACAUCGGAACGGAAGCCACUGUACCUGCACCUCCUGAAGGUACCAACUGGAAGGAGGUCCGUCAUGACAACGAAGGCACAUGGCUCGCGAUGUGGCAGGAGAAUGUCAACGGCAACUACAAGUAUGUCAUGUUGGCAGCGAACUCCGAUGUCAAGGGUCAAUCAGAUUUCAAGAAGUUUGAAAAGGCCAGAGAGUUGAAGAAGCAUAUCGACAGAAUUCGCAAGGACUAUCAGCGCGAACUCAAGGCCGAGCUGAUGGCUGACCGUCAGCGCGCAACUGCCAUCUACCUUAUCGAUCAGUUCGCGCUUCGUGCUGGUAACGAGAAGGGCGAUGACGAAGCUGACACUGUUGGUUGCUGCUCUUUGAAGUUCGAGAACGUAACUCUCAAGCCACCGAACAAGGUCGUAUUCGACUUCUUGGGUAAAGACUCAAUUCGCUUCUACGAUGAGGUCGAAGUUGAUGCGCAAGUCUUCAAGAACCUAAAGAUCUUCAAGAAGGCUCCAAAGAAAGACGGCGACGAUAUCUUCGAUCGUCUCACUACCAGUGCAUUGAACAAGCAUUUGAGCAACUACAUGCCAGGCCUGACAGCCAAGGUCUUCCGUACUUACAACGCCUCCUGGACAAUGGCAAGGCUUCUUCAGGACAUGAAAGCAACCGGAACACAUGCCGAGAAGGUCAAGGCUUACAACGACGCAAACCGCAGAGUUGCCAUUCUCUGUAACCACAAGCGCACCGUCGCCGCCGGACACGCCGCUCAGAUGGAGAAGGUACAAGACAAGAUUGAUGCUGUCAAGUAUCAGCAGUACCGUGUCAAGCAGAUGAUGCUGGCGCUCGAGCCCAAGCUCAAGAAGAAGAAGGGCGCUGAGUGGUUUGCUCUCCCCGAGGGUCUCGACGAAGAAUGGCAGAAGAAGCACCACGAAGAUCUCGUUGAGCAGGAACGCCAAAAGAUCACCAAGAAAUUCGAAAAGGAGAACGAGAAGCUCAAGGCAGAAGGUGAGAAGGAGAUGAAGCCCAAGGAGCUUGACGAGCGACUCGAAGCCGCCACCGAGCUGGAGAAGAAGCUCAAGAACGAACUCAAGACGAAGAAGGUCGAGCCCGAAGGAAAGGGACCCUCUGUCGAGAAGUACGAGGGCCAGAUCGAGAAGCUUGCGGUCAGAAUCAGCAACAUGGAACUGCAAGCCGAGGACAGAGAGAGCAACAAGGAAGUCGCUCUGGGAACUUCCAAGAUCAACUACAUCGACCCUCGUCUCACCGUCGUCUUCUCCAAGAAGUUUGAUGUUCCCAUUGAGAAAUUCUUCUCCAAGACCUUGCGCGAGAAGUUUGCCUGGGCUAUUGCUUCCGUCGAGGAAGACUGGGAGUUCUAA
This is a messenger RNA of Aureobasidium melanogenum CBS 110374, 2601 nucleotides long. Its product is annotated as DNA topoisomerase 1. Gene Ontology annotation, molecular function: DNA binding; DNA topoisomerase type I (single strand cut, ATP-independent) activity. Gene Ontology annotation, biological process: DNA replication; chromosome segregation; DNA topological change. The coding region runs from base 1 to 2601 and encodes 866 amino acids. The transcript is spliced from 2 exons. NCBI's taxonomy places the organism in Eukaryota, Fungi, Ascomycota, Dothideomycetes, Dothideales, Saccotheciaceae. Gene Ontology annotation, cellular component: nucleolus; chromosome. The record is from RefSeq and is a predicted model, not a curated record.